Etheostoma cragini (Arkansas darter) is the source of this 704-nucleotide messenger RNA. Its product is annotated as egl nine homolog 3-like. NCBI's taxonomy places the organism in Eukaryota, Metazoa, Chordata, Actinopteri, Perciformes, Percidae. Gene Ontology annotation, cellular component: cytoplasm; nucleus. The record is from RefSeq and is a predicted model, not a curated record. The transcript has a single exon. Gene Ontology annotation, biological process: cellular response to hypoxia; peptidyl-proline hydroxylation to 4-hydroxy-L-proline. The annotation marks the transcript as partial. Gene Ontology annotation, molecular function: ferrous iron binding; peptidyl-proline 4-dioxygenase activity.
CUCGGGGAUGUGCCCGCGAGGCGGACCAGUCCGGAGUACACAGGCAGCCAAAUACUUCAUCUUCUGUCCAACUGUUGACUUUCAGCGGCCAAAUACCACAAAUACUCCGAUUCAGAGUCACAAACGAAGUACUUUAUGUACUUGUACUUGUUGUAUCUCAGCACCUCCAGUGAUAGCCCUGUGAGAAACUUUGACAGUUUCUGCGUUGAGUCAGCAUUUUAAUUCAACACUUACACAGCCGUUGGAGCCGUUAGAUCCGUUAGAUCCGUUGGAGCCGUUAGAGCCGUUAGAAUGCCGUUCAUCGAGCACGUAUCGGACGCGGAUGUGGAGCGCUUGGCGUUGGAGCGGGUUGUCCCGGCUCUGCUGGCCCACGGAUUCUGCUACGUGGACGGCGUGCUCGGGGAGCUGGCCGGGGCCGCCGUGCUGGACCAGGUGCAGGAGAUGCACCGGGGCGGGGCGCUGCAGGACGGCCGGCUGGCGGGCUCCGCGCCCGGCGUCCACCGGAGGAGCAUCCGCGGGGACAAGAUCGCGUGGGUGAGCGGCGCGGAGCGCGGCUGCGAGGCGGUCAGCUUCCUGCUCAACCUCAUCGAUAAGAUGGUCUCCGUGUGCGCGAGCCGGCUCGGCGGCAAGAAGAUCCGGGAGAGGUCCAAGGUAAGAACCGGAGCACGACCUGGGUCACGUUGGAGACCGGAAGUUAGGAUUAA